Molecule: messenger RNA, 753 nt
Organism: Clonostachys byssicola
Lineage: Eukaryota; Fungi; Ascomycota; Sordariomycetes; Hypocreales; Bionectriaceae
Source: the annotation of a GenBank genome assembly
AUGUCGCAGCCAACCCAGAUCAUGGCUCCUCAGCAGCUGCCGCCUCCUCAUGUCUCGCCCAAGAAGACAUGGGGCACCAAGAUCGGCUUCCGCAUAGCUUCAUUCAUCUUCUGCAUUAUCCUUAUUGGCCUCUCUGCGCACCAGACUACUUCCCGUUAUUACGAUGGGGUUUAUGCGCUCGUGUUCAUGGUGCCUCCGGCCGCAUUCUCAGCAAUCUGGAAUGUUGCGGAGGGUAUAUGCAUUCUGGUGCGUCGGGGACGUCGAGGCAUGCACCCUGCCGCCAUCGUCAGCAUCGAUCUUCUCUUGUGGCUCGCCUACGUUGCCCUCACCAUAACGUACGCGCUGUUUGGGUUUUACGAUGGCUAUUACUACUACUAUGACUCCUACUACAAUUCGAGAUACAACACACCCGGCACCAUCCAGGCCAUAGUGGCGUUCGGAGCUCUCGAAGUUAUCUGCCACUUCAGCCUGUUCGUCAUCGGCUGCGUCGAGACCAACAUCCGCAACAGAGCCGGCCCCCAGAUCGUCUACUACGCCGCUCCCCCCGGCAUGCAGGUCGUUCCCUUCCCGCCCAACGGUGCCUUCCCCGCCCCGGGCCAAGGCGUUGCGGUGCCCCAGAACGCCUACUUCCAGCCUGCCCCGAACGGCUCCUAUCCUCCCCAGCAGCCGCAUUAUUCUUGGGCUCCGGCCCCGGCUCCCGCUGGCGUGUCUCCCCAGUCGAACGCCGCCGUGCCGCACAAGGAGGGACCUUGA